CCGCAUUUUUCUUCCUCUCUUUUUUUCAUUAAUAUGGCUACUAAAAGAGCUCUACCACUUUUAUUUCGACAAGGUUCUACUUAUUUAACCAAGUGUCAAAUAAUUAGACCACUUUUAUCUCAGUAUAAAAAAUCAGUCUAUCACUAUACAACAACGACUACACCAAAACUAGCUGCAGUACCUGAACAAACAAACACUAGUUCUUCUCGGUCAAUCAAUUCUGACUCUCAUGAUUCUUCAAGAGCAGUUGAGAUAAAAGAUGCCAAACUGAUUUUUAAUCAAGCCUGGAAGAAUAUCGAGGAUCAUUAUGGCAGAGAAAACCUUCAUUUACCUCGUGAAUUUAUCUUUUUGAUGGGUGCCCCUGGAUCUGGAAAAGGAACACAUACUCCUUCUAUAUUGCGUGCACGUGGCAUCACUAAUCCGCCCAUUUCAGUCUCCCAGUUGCUUCAGACGCCAGAAUGUAAAGAACUGAUCAAUCAAGGUCAAAUGAUAUCUGAUCGUUAUGUGAUUGAGCUGUUGCUACAUGCCAUGCUUGACUGUGAUCCAACAGUAGGUGUUUUGGUAGACGGCUUUCCAAGAACGGACAUUCAAGUGGAGGCACUCAAGUUGUUGCAUGACCGUAUGACGGAAUUGAGACGUGAGUUUUGGAAUACCGAUAGAAGAGACCAAUUCCCUCGACCUGUAUUUCGUAUUUGCGUUUUGUAUGUAGAUGAGGAAAUUUCUGUUCAAAGACAACUGGCAAGAGGUAGAAUGAUUCGUCAACAUAACUUGGAAGUCAAAAAGACAGGUCAGGGUGUCUUUUGGGAUGAGCGUGUGACAGAUAAUGAUGAAAAUUUAAUUCGAGAACGUUAUUCGAUCUUUAAAGCUCAUUAUGGCUCACUCUUGAAACUGUCGAAAAUGUUUCCUUUUCACUUGAUUAAUGCUACAGGAUCUAUAAAAGAAGUACUGCAGAUUAUUCUUAAAGAAUUCGAAUAUCAAUCUUCCCUUGAACUGGAUUCAGAUACUUAUGAUGCUAUUUCACAUAUUCCCGUUGCAACACAAAUUGGUAUUCAUGCUCGUCAGGACUUGAUCAGUCGAUUAGAACACUAUCAAGACACUGAGCCUGAUUUAUUACAAAAGGCUAUCCAAUUUAUUGAUGACAAUGUCAUGCCUAAAGUACAUCGUCAUGCUAUCAGUGGUCAUACCAAUGUUAGAACUGAAGAGCCACGUAUGGGAGAUACUCACUUUGCAGCUAUUGUGAUGGAUGUACUGUCUGAGCGUGGAUAUCAUGUAUCACUCGACCGUCGUUUACACCAUGUUCCUGUGCGUUUUGACUUAGAGACAGGAAAGAUUGAAUUAGAGACACAUCAUAUUUAUUUAUUAUCAGUCGAGUAUCCCAAACACUAUAUUCGACCUUUAGAACAAAAGUUUAAUUAAAG
Messenger RNA from Gilbertella persicaria, 1418 nucleotides. RefSeq lists its product as uncharacterized. Gene Ontology annotation, molecular function: ATP binding; AMP kinase activity. Gene Ontology annotation, cellular component: cytoplasm; mitochondrion. Lineage: Eukaryota; Fungi; Mucoromycota; Mucoromycetes; Mucorales; Choanephoraceae. Bases 34 to 1416 code for a protein of 460 amino acids. The transcript has 9 exons. The record is from RefSeq and is a predicted model, not a curated record. Gene Ontology annotation, biological process: nucleobase-containing compound metabolic process.